AUUUCCCCCACCCCUCCUCCCUUCCCGUCAUGUCCUCCAAGCCAGAGCCGAAGGACGUCCACCAGCUGAAUGGGACUGGCCCUGCUGCCUCACCCUGCUCUUCCGAUGGCCCCGGGCGAGAGCCCUUGGCCGAGACCUCGGAGUUCCUGGGGCCUGAUGGGGCAGGGGUAGAGGUGGUGGUGAUUGAGUCUCGGGCCAACGCCAAGGGGGUUCGGGAGGAGGACGCUCUGCUGGAGAAUGGGAGCCAGAGCAAUGAAAGUGACGACGUCAGCACAGACCAUGGGCCUGCACCACCGUCCCCACUCAAGGAGACCUCCUUUUCCAUCGGGCUGCAAGUGCUGUUUCCCUUCCUCCUGGCAGGCUUUGGGACUGUGGCUGCUGGCAUGGUGCUGGACAUCGUGCAGCACUGGGAAGUCUUCCAGAAGGUGACAGAGGUCUUCAUCCUUGUGCCUGCGCUGCUGGGGCUUAAGGGAAACUUGGAGAUGACCCUGGCAUCGAGGCUCUCCACUGCAGCCAACAUCGGGCACAUGGACACACCCAAGGAGCUCUGGCGGAUGAUCACUGGGAACAUGGCUCUCAUCCAGGUGCAGGCCACAGUGGUGGGCUUCCUGGCAUCCAUCGCAGCCGUCGUCUUUGGCUGGAUCCCUGAUGGCCACUUCAGCAUCCCACAUGCCUUCCUGCUCUGUGCCAGCAGUGUGGCCACGGCCUUCAUUGCCUCCCUGGUACUGGGUAUGAUCAUGAUUGGGGUCAUCAUUGGCUCUCGAAAGAUUGGAAUCAACCCAGACAAUGUGGCCACGCCCAUUGCCGCCAGCCUGGGCGACCUCAUCACCUUGGCGCUGCUGUCAGGCAUCAGCUGGGGACUCUAUCUGGAGAAAGAUAACUGGCAAUACAUCUAUCCCCUGGUGUGUGUUUUCUUCGUGGCCCUGCUGCCUGUCUGGGUGGUGCUGGCCCGACGGAGCCCCGCCACAAGGGAGGUGUUGUACUCGGGCUGGGAGCCUGUCAUCAUUGCCAUGGCUAUCAGCAGCGUGGGAGGCCUCAUCCUGGACAAGACUGUCUCAGACCCCAACUUUGCAGGGAUGGCUGUCUUCACGCCUGUGAUUAAUGGUGUUGGGGGCAAUCUGGUGGCCGUGCAGGCCAGCCGCAUCUCCACCUUCCUCCACAUGAAUGGGAUGCCAGGGGAGAACUCUGAGCAAGUCCCUCGCCGCUGUCCCAGUCCUUGUACCACCUUCUUCAGUCCUGAUGUGAAUUCUCGCUCGGCCCGGGUCCUCUUCCUCCUCGUGGUUCCAGGACACCUGGUGUUCCUCUACACCAUCAGCUGUAUGCAGGGUGGGCACACCACUCUCACACUCAUCUUCAUCAUCUUCUACAUGACAGCUGCACUGCUCCAGGUGCUGACCCUCCUGUACAUCGCAGACUGGAUGGCGCACUGGAUGUGGGGCCGGGGCCUGGACCCAGACAACUUCUCCAUCCCGUACUUGACAGCUCUGGGGGACCUGCUUGGCACUGGGCUCCUAGCACUCAGCUUCCAUGUCCUCUGGCUCAUUGGGGACCGAGACACGGAUGUCGGGGACUAGCCUGGUCACCUCCCCACCCCUCUGCACUUUCUAUUUGAAUUUUUUCUUUUGUUCCCCUUCCCCCACCCCACUCCACAUCCCACCUCUUUCUAGGACUUCACUUUGAUACCAAAUUCUCAUUAUUUUCAAUGGGAAUUUUUAUACAUUGAGCCAAGUUUGUAUAGCAAGAAUUCAGGCAGGACACAUGGACUGACAUAAGCAGUACAAGUAGAUUUUUGAGACAAUCACCAAGUGCAAUUUCAUGGUGAGUGCCCCCUGGUGAGGAGGACUGGGGCAGGGGUUUCGGUCUGGGAUCUGGGCACAUUUGGUUUAGCUUUAGCAAACUCAGUCCUGGCCCUAAGGAGAAACCCUUUGUGCAUGGGCUCUGGUUAUUUGUUUUUCUUUUUUUCUUUUUGGUUGAACAGAGGGAUAAAUGUCUCACACACACACACACACACUUUUUCUAGAAAUGGGCCAACUUCAAAGCGCUGGGCAGAAGACAGCUGCUCCCGGCCCCAUAGAAUCCUAGCCCUAUUCUCCGCUUUCUGGACCUAGGCCCUCUGGCUCUCACAGAGUGAGGUGGACUACUAUUCAAAUUGCGUAUGUUCCCCUUACCCCCUGCCUGAUAAACACCAUCAGCCCCUCCCUUUGAUCUUUUUCCAGUUGACUGUCACAUCCAGGAAGAAAUGAGCAGUGGCCUGGUCUCCCUUUGACUCAUGUCCACUCAUAGGUUUGCCAAGAUCUGCAUCCUCCCUGGGCCCAGAGGACUGAUUCUUCAUCUCUGUUCAACCUUCAUCUCUAAUUGUCUCUAAGCACCACCUUCCCCAGAGCUUGCCAGGUCGGGUUCUGAGAUUAGGGCCAGGAAUGGGUAUGUGGAGAAUGGCUGAGAGGUUGAGGGCAACCGGGUGUUUCAUUGCUGCUGCUGCUCCUGAGGACGUGAUCACGUGGUCACCUUAGAUUCUGUCGCUUCCUAAAAUCACUCAUUCUGUCAUGCCAUGGAGGCCAGUUUUCCUCUCCUUUGGCUUCUGCCCACAUGCAUCAUUCAUUCAUUCACUCAUUCAGCAAAUACACAGCCUCCCCAAGAGGAGCUCUCCUGCAGGCACAGUCUGAAACCUCUCACUGAGCGCUCUUUAUUGAGUGCCUGCUACGUAUUAGGUCGUGUGCCUGGCCCUGACUAGCUCUAACCUCACCUCGUUCCCCAGAUACAAAGGCCAUGUGCCCCUUGCAACGUGGCAGAGAAAGUUUCCUCGCUGUGAGUAUUUGCGUCCAUAUCACCAAGCCAGGUUCUGCCUCUCGAGCUCCCUCCUAGAUCCCACCCCCGUGCAAUGCUGACCACAGCUAGAGCCCCCAGCCUCAUUGCUCAGCCAGUGUUCAGUCCCCUAAGCAACCCUUCCUCACCUCUCCUUCCCUCCCCCUCUCCUCACCAGCCACCUAAAAGAGGAUUCAGAACUGGUAGGCUGGACAUCGACUGACUGCUGCCACUUUUCUCUGCCUAGUACCAGGCUGGGGGAUCGCUGGAGCCUCUGGAUCUUCCCCAUACGAUCUGAACAGAUCACAAAUCUGUCUACACUCACACAUAUCCAAAUCUGGGCAUUUGGACAGAGGUUUUUUCCAGCCUCUCUAUCCACAGCCUCCCCAUAAAGCCUCUCUUCUGUAGCCUAAAGGGCCCACCUCCGAGGGAAGGCCAGACAGUGACCCUGUCUCACCACCACCAUGCCUCACCCCAGGAACCGGCCCUGUCCCUUCAGAGACAGUCUCUUCUCUCCUUCAUUUCCACCCAGGCCGCCUUCUGGAGUCUAGACCCUUAGAACUGGAAGGAAUCACAGAGGUUAUCUAGUUGGAGUUAUGUCCAACAGGGUUAAUUACCACCAGCCUGUGCUUGUUUCUGCUUUUCCCUCAGGCCUGCUUGUGUCUUGUCCUCCACCUCCAAACACAUUUGCACACACUCUUGUACAGGCACCAAAACCAACCCCUCUGUCCCCAGCCGGUGCCCUGUGAUCUCCAGUCACCCCUGCCCAUCACUCACCCCUUCCUCAUCUCGAGUUCAGCCAGGCUGCCCCGGAGGACUCCGGAGUGUCCUCCUUUGCCAAAAAAGCAGGAAGGUAGGCAUGCCCCAAGCCCUGGGUACGUGAGCAGAGGGAGGAGUGUGGGGUGAGAGGGGAAGAAAUGAAGUUGAAUUUCAUGAAGAUUCGUUUCUUUUCCUGAUUGCACAAACUGUGUGUACUUUGGGCCUGGCUGCAAGGAGCCACACUGGUCUACUCUCGUAUCCUUAAAAAGUUACAGAACUGUGUCUUAAGAGAAUUAUUUAUAGUUACUAUAACUGAAUUGACAAAUGUCAACGUAACUGAUAAAUUAUAUUUGGUAAAAUAAAGAGGACGUUUAUUUA
Molecule: messenger RNA, 3939 nt
Organism: Equus caballus (horse)
Lineage: Eukaryota; Metazoa; Chordata; Mammalia; Perissodactyla; Equidae
Gene: SLC41A1
Product: solute carrier family 41 member 1
Biological process (GO): monoatomic cation transport
Cellular component (GO): plasma membrane
Molecular function (GO): monoatomic cation transmembrane transporter activity
Source: RefSeq, a predicted model, not a curated record